GAGUUUUCGCAUUGAAUCUUGAACCCUUUGUGCUGUGACUUUGAGACCUUGAUGUGCACGAUGGCAAAUGCCUCCCGUCGAAGUUCAUAGUCUGUGGAUUGGCGAGAGCUUUCCAGACUGGCUGCCUCACUGCGUGGCAUCAUACAUCCGCACAGGGCAUGUGAUCAAUUGGUGGAUCUACCCUGAGGAAAGGGAGAGAGAUUUCGAGCUACUCCAAUGCAACGAAGUUGGACAGCGCCUUUUGGCUUCUCCUCUUCUGAGAUUGCGCGAUGCUAAUGAGCUGCUUCCCUUGGAGCUUGCCCGGAAGAUGUUCUUCUACGGUGUUGGACCUGAGAGGAAGUGGCAGGGCUGGGCGCCCUUCAGUGCGUCGCCACUGCAGUUGCGCCAUUUAUUUGUAUUUCUACAAGAAUCCAGAGAAAGUCCGUGCUUCACUUCGGCCUCUCAUAGGCAUCCUGGGAGUUGCUGGGUAGAUGCUGAUAGCUUCAGCUUGCAAAACCUUGGGCAGCUGAAUCUGCAGGCGUCGCUGCUUUGUGCCACCGAAAAGCACCGCAAUGACCGUCGCACCAUCGGUGCAGCACAGGUCGUGGAGGGUGGCUGGUCAUUGCCGCCUACCACGCUUCGGGGCUUCCACUCCUGGGCUGCCAAGGCGACCUCAGAUCAGCCAGGCUGCAUGUGUCUUGUCACCAACAACUUCCUCUUCGCGCCUACUCGCUGUGAAGCUUGCUACGAGGGCAAGACCAAAACGCGCGUCGCGCCUCUUUGCUCUCCAAAGUGUGGACGGUGCUGGGCGCAACGAACUUUGCAAAGCUUGGCCGAGCAAAUGAGGAGCGUUCUGGAACGAGGUGGGCGGGGCAUUGUGGGGACCCACGGAAUGAAGCUGCUGCAACGUGCCGUGCGGCAGGGCGGCCCUGAGUUGGUGCAGCUCUUGCAUUGGUCAAAGUUCAAUCCCGUGGAGGCCACAGAAGCCCGUCGGAUGCAUCAAAUCCUCGAGGGGCAGGAGCCGUAUCCUGGCAACGCGUACAGCCUGCACAUCUUUCGCCAGGUACGUGACGAGUGGGCUAAGUUGGGUUGGGCCCUGCCAAAGAUGACCUUGCUCGUUCCACAAGGCCCCAAGCGGAGCUUCUUGUCAAUGUUGAUAGCUUCUCGCAGGGCCAAGGAGACCAAAGAAGUUUCUGAACUGCUGGAAGAGGCUCUAGAGGUCAAGAAGGCAAAGAAGCAAAGUCAACAGAAAAGAGAACUUGCUCUAUUUUGCUUUUUUGUAUCCUUUUGUGCUUGGGAAGAGGGGCUCCAGAAGUCCAUGAGAAGAGUGGUGUGACGAUUGGUUUCUAGCUCUUUGGCAAGAUGAGGGCUGUGAUGCAGAGAUGAUCGAAGAGCUUU
Messenger RNA from Durusdinium trenchii, 1377 nucleotides. The record is from the annotation of a GenBank genome assembly. NCBI's taxonomy places the organism in Eukaryota, Dinophyceae, Suessiales, Symbiodiniaceae.